Archocentrus centrarchus (flier cichlid) is the source of this 6873-nucleotide messenger RNA. RefSeq names its product protogenin homolog a (Gallus gallus) (gene prtga). Gene Ontology annotation, biological process: cell-cell adhesion. The coding region runs from base 67 to 3585 and encodes 1172 amino acids. NCBI's taxonomy places the organism in Eukaryota, Metazoa, Chordata, Actinopteri, Cichliformes, Cichlidae. The record is from RefSeq and is a predicted model, not a curated record. Gene Ontology annotation, molecular function: protein binding. The transcript has 19 exons.
CAGAGCAGCUCAUGUGGAGGAGACAACGAGGAUAUACCAGCUAGCAUGCGCGGACAAUUCACGUAAAUGGCGCGUUUUAAAAGGAGUUUAUACCAGCGUCUGCUGUUUGUCUUUUUUCUCCCAAUCUCAGGUGUGUUGUGCUUUAGUGAGUUAUUUUUCAUCAAGGAGCCCCUCGAUGUCACUGUCAUGCGGAAAGAAGCAGCUAUUUUGGACUGUCAGGCACGUGGAGAAGCACCCAUUGAUGUCAGAUGGCUCAAGAAUGGAGUAAAAGUCGCAGAGAACGAACGGGUGUACCUGCUCUCCAAUGGCUCCCUUUUUAUUUCAGAGGUGGAGAGCAGAAGAGGAGACAAAUCAGAUGAAGGGUUUUAUCAGUGCCUUGCUCAGAACAAGUAUGGAGCAAUCCUGAGCCAGAAAGCCCGCCUUACAAUCGCAAGUAUUGCCUCAUUUUCAGUCCAGCCAACUUCUGUAGUGGCGACUGAAGGAUCAGUCGCCAGGUUUUCCUGUAAAAUCGUUGCACACCCGCCUCCCAUCAUCACUUGGGAGUUCAAUCGGGUCACAUUACCUCUCAUCACUGAAAGAAUCACAGUCCUGCCCAGUGGCGUUCUUCAGAUUCAGGGUGUGCAACGAGCUGAUGCUGGAAGUUAUCGUUGCAUUGCCACCAAUGUUGCCAGUCGCCGGCGAAGCGUUGAGGCCACCCUCACUGUGACUCCAGCACCCAGACCCCAGGUUCCUCAGAGACCUCGUAUCAUCGCUGCACCGCAGAACAUCUCGGUGUCACUGCACCAAACUGCCAUCCUGGAAUGCAUGGCCACAGGCAAUCCCCGACCCAUCAUCUCCUGGAGCCGAGCAGACAGCAAGCCUAUUGAUGUAUACAAUACCAAAGUGCUGGGCAACGGCAACCUCAUUAUCACAGACAUCAAACUGCAGCACGGAGGAGUCUAUUUGUGCAGAGCCACCACUCCUGGCACUCGCAACUAUACCAUGGUUUCAGCUAAUGUCACUGUGCUAGCAUCACCUUCCUUGGUGGAGUGGCCCGAGAGCCUGACGCGUCCCCGAGCUGGCACCGCCCGCUUUGUUUGCCAUGCCGAAGGAAAUCCAACACCUCGGAUCACUUGGCUCAAGAACGGAGAGAAAAUUCACUCUAAUGGUCGGAUCAAGAUGUACAACAGCAAAUUGGUCAUCAACCAGAUCAUCCCAGAGGAUGAUGCCAUCUAUCAGUGCCAGGCAGACAAUGAGCAGGGAUCGGUCCUCUCCAUGGCGAGGCUCAUUGUGGUGAUGUCAGAGGACCGACCGAGCGCACCCAGGAAUAUCCGAGCCGACACUGUGUCAAGCUCUGCCAUCCUUCUGGCUUGGGAGAGGCCUUUGUAUAACUCCGAUAAAGUUAUUGCUUACUCUGUGCACUACAUGAAGGCUGAAGGAUUAAACAAUGAAGAAUAUCAAAUUGUCAUUGGAAACGAUACAACUCGCUAUAUUAUUGACGAUCUGGAGCCAGCUUACAACUACACCUUCUACGUAGUGGCCUACAUGCCGAUGGGAGCCAGUCGCAUGUCGGACAACGUGUUCCAGCACACGCUUGAGGAUGUUCCCCUCCGUGCCCCAGAGCUCAGCCUCACCAGUCGCAGCCCCACAGACAUCCAGGUGUCUUGGCAGCCUCUUCCAGACAAGCUGAGUCGUGGCCGAGUCUGCAGCUACCGCUUAUCCUAUCGUACCAGUUCUGACAGCGCGGUCUCACAGAUAGAACUACCUGGAGAAAAGACCCAGCAUCUCCUGGAAAACCUGCAACCUGACACCAUCUACCUUCUGCGUAUUGUUGCUGCCACCAGUGUCGGGUGGGGUGAGCAGUCAGCCUGGACAUCACACCGCACUCCGAAGGCAUCCGGUGCUCAAGUUCCUCUGGCUCCCGAGCUGCAUUUGGAGUCUUUAAACUGCACCACUAUUCUGGUACGCUGGCAGCUAGCUCCCAGAAACUCAGCUAGUGUGCGGGGCUACAAACUCUUCUACCAUGAGGAGAGUCAGCCAGAGAGCACCCCAGUUCAGCUUCACGCCUCAGAUAAUAAACACACCAUCGGAGGCCUCGAUCCAAGGAAGAAGUACCAUGUUAAGAUCCUGGCUUAUAAUGUUGUGGGAGAUGGAUACCAGGCAGACCAGACGAUCAGCACACCUGGAUGUGUCUCUGUUCGAGAUCGCUUGGUGCCCCCUCCACCUCCUCCACACAACGUGUAUGCUAAGACCAACAGUUCCACCGCCGUCUUUCUGCACUGGGGCCGACCAGCCUUCACCUCCAGCCACGCCGUUAACUACACCGUGCGCUGCAAUCCAGUAGGCCUGCAGAAUGCCUCCCUGGUGCUCUACCUGCAGACGAGUGAACAAAGUUUCCUCGUCCAAGAUCUGGAGCCAAACACGAAGUAUGAAUUUGCCGUUCGCCUCCAUCUUGACCAGUUGUCCAGCCCCUGGAGCCCUGUAGUCUAUCAGAGCACCUUCCCUAAAGCUCCAACGCGGCCUCCUUCCAACAUCAAAGUGACUCUAAUCGAGGAGGACACAGCGCUCGUUUCAUGGAAGCUCCCCGAGGAACCUAAUGUACCUGUGACACGCUACACAAUUCUCUACGCUUCUAGAAACGCCUGGAUAGCUGGGGAGUGGCAGGUGAUGGAAAGAGAAGGGACCAUCACCAUGGCACUGCUGGAGAACCUGAAGCCCGGCCAGAUUUACUUGGUGAAGGUUUCAGCAUCCAACGACAUGGGUGACGGACCGUUUUCUCACGCGGUGGAGCUGACAGUACGAGAAGAUCUUCCCCCUGGUCUCGAUCUCCGGCUCCCUCGUGGCUCCACACACUCCACAGUGUUUUCUGAUAGCUUCUACCACCUGGAUCAAAAGUCAAUGACCGGUAUAAGUGUGGGAGUCUGCAUCGCUCUCAUCUGCAUCAUUAUCUGUGCCUUCAUCAUUGUCUGCAGAGGCAAAAACAGGAAAUUUUCCGCUGUGAAAACAUACAGAGAAGGAGUGAGCACAUCUGCUGCAGGUGCAAGACCUCCGGCCUCUGAAGGACAAGCUGAGAAUGCCGAUGUGACUGUGCCAAUGAUGAGUCAAAACCGUUUCCUUGAUGCUAAGGGUGGAACAGAUCUCAUCAUUAAUUCUCUCGGCCCAGUUCAGUGCACCGCUGAGAGGAAAAGGAAAUGGUUCUCCUUCAGCAGUAAUGUGAAAGAGGAGAGUAAAACCACACAGAACACAAGACGUGACGCUGUCUCCUACCAUCCUGGCACCACAGUGCUGACCUACGAAGAGGAGCUUUCUCCAAGCCAGCCCACCACCCUGCGUCCCGGCGACACGGAGGGAUCUUCUAAUAGCGAGGGCAGCCACGCAACCGGUGAUUCAGGUCGCUAUUCUCACGAUGAAACAGAGCUGGCCAACUUGUCCUCUGGUCCCAGCAGCCACCUGCCGUCCCCCACGGCGGAGGAUGAGAGAGAGCCAGACUGCAGCCGUUGCGGUGAAGAGCCAAACAAGCUGUCAGAAGAAAGUCAGACUAGACAGAAGGCGGAGGAAUUAUUCAAUACCAGCUGCUGUCAUCACGAAGCCCAGAGCAAAGUGUGAAGGCGUGGCUGUGAACUUGUGUGCUUGCGUGUGAGGUUGUGAAGGCAGCAGUUUACUUAAAGAAACAUUCGCAUCAUAUAAAAGUGUGUGCACUCACCACAGCUUUGUUUUUUAGUUUAUUCCCACUGCAUGCCAAUGAGGGCAAUGAAAAAUGACAGGAAUAGUUCCACCAUGGGAUGUUUCUUGUGGAAAGUUCGAUGAGAAGAUUGAAAGCACUCUUAUGUCUGUCAAAUAUGAAAUUGCAGCCAGCAUCUGGUUAGCUUAGCACGAAGCGUGGAAACAUCUAGCCUGGCAAUAUAAAGAGGUGACAAAAUCCACCUUUCAGCACCUCUGCAACUCAAAAAUACAUGUUGCCUCUCACUUGUUUAAAGGGUUUAAGUGUUUAAAGAAAAAUUGUGGAUUCAUGAGGUGUUCUGAGUUUGACUUGUUGUGUUAGUUGCAUUGCAGAGCUAAGAAAUAGCCUGGUACAUACCCCUCCAUAAAUCAAAAGUGACAUAAGCAUGAUAAUCAGAGAGAUUGAGAUCUGCUGGUGAGUGUUUCUACAGCUGUUCUAGGCUGAGUGUUCCUGGCAAUUAAUUAAACCACCUUUUAAACAGAAAAAAGACUAGUAGGCUGACUAAAAUUCAAAAACAUGCAGGAAACCAUCACAAGUGAGCACAGUCUAAUGGAGGAGGUUAAAUACUGUCCAUAAAAAUGCUGGCUAUAUAUUGUAAAGCUAUUUGAAUCCAUUAAUCCCAUUCUUCAGUAACCAAAUUGUAUUUAAAUGUCACUGAAAUGUGUGGCUCUUUGCAUUGUGAAUUACAUUGCACACAUGCACCUGUCAAGAAUGUCAGUUUAGUCUGACAUAACUGACAUAGGAAUUCAUUUUAAAGAUGAAAGUUCUGCAGAGAUGUGUUGCUGUCAUCUCUUGUCCACCUGUCACAGAGGGAGGGGUUUUCCCACCUGUAAAAUACCAAUAAUUCGGUAACCUGAAUAGUGUUUCUGUUUUUCUAGUGAGGUCUUUGAGCCAAGCUAAGCUGCCCACUGUAGCGUCAAAUUAAAGCAAAUAAGAUGUGAGCGAUACCAAUCUUCUUAUCCAACUCUACACCAAAGGAGAACAAGCAGCAAUAAGAUCUCACUGAAACUCAACCACAUAAACCUGAUAAUGUCAUUUUAAGGUGCAGGUAAACUGCUGGUGUGAAUGUGAGUGUGAGAGUUGUUUUUGUUUUUUGUUUGUUUUUUUUUCUCUUCUUGGCAGGAAAGCUCAUUUGAUUUUUUUUUUAACUUCAUUCUCUUUUUCUUUCACUGUCUGUUUUUAUUUUCUCUUUAUUUGCUUGUAUAUUUUUCUCACCCACCAUGAAUGUUUAAAGGGAGUGUCAUAGUGACAUUUCUGAUACUAUUUAAGAGUUUAUCACUGGAGCGAAAGGGAGGUCCUUUUUGCUGAUUAUCUACCUCGGUUUGCCUCAGGGUAAACCUCCCACUGUGUAUUUAAUAACUACUUAUACCUGCGUUGUGUGAUGGGCUGCUUCAGUUACAUUACAUGUUAUACUUCCUCGUCUUUUCUCCUUGCUUUGUUCUGAUGUACGGGAUGGUAAGGGCGCUGCAGCUCGCUCCCCUCGCUCCACCUGUGGUGUGGAUGGAAGGAUGUAAAACACACUUGCAGUUUAUUUAUCCCCUCAGAUGUCGCUGAGGUACUGAGCCAGUAUUAAUAGGUUUUUGUUCAGUUUUGAUCCAUUAUUGAGUAAUGGUGUGAUAAUGAAUGUCUGAAUUUUGCUUUGUAUGUCAGUGUGCAGCUGCCCUUGCUACUCCUGUUUUAUACUACCUCGUUUAAGAAUUAUUUUAUUGUCUUUUAUUGUUUUCCUAAACUCAGGGAACAAAGUUUAGUACGUUUAGUGUUAUAUGAUGGACUGACAGGGUAUCUUCUCAGUACUAAGCUGUUGUCGUGUGGAAUUGCCUCAAAGAAAACGCUAUGAAUGUAUCUCUGACAUUAUGUGCCAGUAGCUCAGAUGUUUGUGCUGUUCUCCCCACAGACGGACACAUCUGUGGGUCCUUUAAUGUCAGUUUGUUGACUUCUUCAAUGUACCUGUGUAAAGAUUCACACCAGAAGUGCUUGCAGCAGCAUGUCGGUAUGGAAAAGCUUUAUAAUUGGCCUUAAUGUGGACAGCGUCCCUCAGACGCCCAAACCAAAGCCUAAUCUCUCUGAGGGAGACGCCCCACGUGAGGAUGCAACACGUGAAGAGUGAUUGUAGUGGAAGUGUUUAAUCAGAGACUGAAGUGAAGAAUCAAAUGAACAACAUUUACUUAGAAAAAGUCUAUUUUUGUUAGAGGAUGAUGUACUUUGUAGUUACUUUUGUUCCAAGUAUUUUUGCUUUGCUUUAGAGUAGAUACAGGUUAGCACUUGUCUGGAAAGUAGUGCCAAUGUGCAGCGGUGACUGUGACGCUUUGCUUUUAUUUUAGUUCCUCAACUGAUCUUCGGCUGAAAUAACUGAAACCAAAGACCAAAGAUGAAACUCAGCUUUGGAGAUCAGUUGAUCCUCAAACAAAGCCUUGCACAUUAGUGGCCUUGACCCACGACAGAAAAAAAAAAAAAAAAAAGGUGGGGGGUUGGGGACAAAAAGGAAAUAGGGAGAGUUGUGGGUUAAAACUCUGUGGGAGUGCCUGCAGGAUUCACGGGCACUGAAUGGACGGAUGAUGACUAAUCAACUUUAUGCACACGAGCCAAAGUAUCCUGUUGCAGAGUUCCUCAAAAACUGAAGCAAACACAUGUCUGUAUCGUGUAAGUGAAUGUUAUAAGAGUUAAAUACAGUAUUUUAUAUGGAUUGUCAGUCUGUGUUGUAACAGUGCAGUUGUGUGCCAAAGUGCACCCACUCGUUUGUCUGCUGUGAAUGUGUAAAAAAAUUAGAAGGAAAAAUGUCAAAAGUACAUUUUUAUAUUAUUACUCUAGUUUGAGUUCAUUCUAAGCGCUCAUAAGUGGAAAUGAAAUGAUCUUCUAGAACACUGGUGGGUGCACAAGUCAGCACAUUUCUGUAUCUUUAAUCAGAGGACUCUGCAGAGGAUUCAAUCAUGUGAAAUAUUUAGGUGACACAAUCAGUUAAAUUUCUUUUUAAGAAGCAAACCAAAGAAUUUUAUUAAAAGGUCACCGUUGCAUAUUGGCGAGAGAUCAAUUUAAAAUCAUCCUAUCUUUGUGUGGAAUGUUAUUUCCAGUGCUGUCAUAUUCAUUUUAUUCUUACUGCAUGAUGUGAGCAGGAUGGAAAUGUUACAGAGUGUCUCAUAAUCAUUUCAUUUCCCACAAUAUCAUCUGGUGUCCUU